Molecule: messenger RNA, 981 nt
Organism: Suillus clintonianus
Lineage: Eukaryota; Fungi; Basidiomycota; Agaricomycetes; Boletales; Suillaceae
Exons: 1
Coding region: 1-981 (326 amino acids)
Source: RefSeq, a predicted model, not a curated record
AUGUUCAAAAGGCAAAAACACAUAUUUUCUGCUUUAUCAAAGGCAAAAGACCUCCUAGGCUCCGCAAAGCGGCCCCGACUGGAUGCCAAUGGUAGUAGACAGGACACAUGCGUCAGUACAAAAUCUUCGAGUACGCAGCUGCGCCGUCCGCAACCCUCAUCCCCGCCUUCCAACCAGGUCAACGAGACACUGAGUGCAGACUCUUCCAACGUUUACUCAGCUCUGUCGGUAGUGCAUCCCACACUGGAGGUACCAUGUGCAGGCUCUUCAUUGCAGCCCAUUCCAACAUCCACUCUCAAUCUUGGCCCAGCGCCUGCGGAGAUAGACGAGGAUUCCUCGCUGGCACAGCGCAGAACCCAAUGUGUUGGCGUUCGGAUGCCACUACGCUAUAGACAAUAUGAGGACGUACUCCCGCAACCUCCCCCGAGCGUUCCAAGCUCAGCUGCCCAACUACGGGAGUUUAUCCAGCCCUCAAAUCUUACUGACGUGCCUACCACAACUUCUCCAUUAUUGCAAUCUACUCCUUUCUGCACGGCCAGGAAUGUUUUUGGGCUCGUACACCAGUUCUUCUCUUCAACACCCCCAUCUCAUGACCCAGAAGAGGCUGCAACACUUUUAGAUAUCAGCUCUAUCCCCACUGUUGCUCCAGCAGAUCUGGAUAGCCUUACCGAGCUUCACAACCCAUUUUACCCAUAUCCCAACAACUCGUCUUUUAAGCUCAGACAUUGGUACUGGAAUGGCAGUGUCCAGAAGUCGCACCAGAGCUUCAAGGAAUUACUUGAUAUUGUUGGAUGUCCGGACUUUGACCCUGGCGAUGUCAAACACACACAUUGGGACAAAAUAAACUCGCAAUUAGGUGCAAGCAUUGAUGAUGAGGGGGGAGACGAAUGGGAGGAUGAGGAUGUGGGUUGGCGCAAAAUGCCAAUAGUAAUUGAAGUGCCUUUUUCUUGGAAUACAGCUCAACCGGUGUGGGUACAAUGA